AUGAGUCUUCGGCAACUUGAGUGUUGGUGUUGGAGUUGGGUCUGGAAUUUCAAUUCUCUCUCGAGCGCAACAACAGAUGUCAGAAUAACAUUCCCCACUGUCCUUCUUGCCACCAUAAACUGUGUAUUGACCAAACUUGCAUUUACAGGAAGACCGGUCAAUACAAGGUUCACAGUUGAAAUAGUUGUACACAAACCUGUUGAGUACGAGUGUGAGUAA
Molecule: messenger RNA, 219 nt
Organism: Trichomonas vaginalis G3
Lineage: Eukaryota; Parabasalia; Trichomonadida; Trichomonadidae
Exons: 1
Coding region: 1-219 (72 amino acids)
Source: RefSeq, a predicted model, not a curated record